GCCAUGGCUGCUUCUAGGGGCCCCGUAAACAAGAAAACCCGUCUCCAAAGCAGGGAGCAGGGAGGAGGAAUGGGGAGAUAUUGUGAGAAGCACCAGGAGUCCCUAAAACUCUUCUGUAUGGAGGAUGAAACUGUAGUCUGUCUGGUGUGUGACAAAUCCAGGAAGCACAGAGAUCAUGAGGUGAUUCCUGUGGAUGAGGCUUUUGAGGACUACAAGGAAAAGAUCAAUAGCUACCUGCAGAAUCUUAGGAAGGAAAGAAAGAAAAUUCUGUCCUAUGAAGCAGAACUGGAAAAGGAAAGCCGAGACCUCCUUAAAUGUACAACAACUGAGAUGCAGAAGGCAGAGGAGAAGUUUAGAGAACUGCACCAAUUUCUGCUGAAUCAGAUCGAAGAGGUGGAGAAGGAGAUUGCAGGGAGAAGGGAUGAGCAGCUGGCCAAACUCUCCAGGCAACUCUCCUCUCUUGACAGCAUCAUCCAGGAGAUGGAGGAAAAGAGUCAGCAGCCAGCGAGUGAACUCCUGCAGGAUGUGAGAAGCAGCUUGCAGAGGUGUGAGAGGACAGAGAGACCGGAGAAUCCACUGGCUUUUACUCCAGAGCUGAAGGAGAAGGCCUCCAGAUUCCGUGAUAUGAAUCUCCGUCUGGAGAAAGUCAUGAAGGAAUUCAAAGAUGCUAUGUUAUUCAGACAACAGCUUCAGAAAGCAAAUGUCACUCUGGAUCCAGACACAGCCCACCCCUGCCUCAUCUUGUCCAAGGAUCGGAAAAGCGUGAGAUUGGCAGACAUAAAGCAAGAUGUGCCCGAUAAUCCUGAGAGAUUCAACAACCGGCAUUGUGUGCUGGGUCGUGAGGAAUUCACAGCAGGCAGACAUUUCUGGGAGGUCACUGUGGGAAGUGAGGGAGAAUGGGCUGUGGGGAUCGCCAGGAAGUCUAUGGGGAGAAAGGGCCGCUUUCCCUUCAGUCCUGAGGGAGGGCUCUGGGCUCUGGAUAAGAUGAGAAAUGGGUACUGGGCCUGCACUUCCCCUGAAUACUCUCCUCUGUCCCUGAGGGAGAAGCCCAAGAGGAUCCGGGUGACUCUGGACUAUGAAGGGGGAUGUGUGUCUUUUUCUGAUGCUGACUCAGGAGCCGAACUCUACACGUUCUCAGGAGCCUCGUUCUCUGGAGAGACCCUCCUCCCUUUCUUUCGUCUGUGGGGAAAUGAAACCCACCUCAGGAUCUCCUGAGGAGACUAAAUCUGCCUCUCAGGCCCAGCAGGAGUUUCUAUCCAGAAAAAAAUGGCUGAGAUAAAACCCAACAGUUUUACCUCAGUUGCACUUUGGGCAGCUUUUUAAGGGCCUUGUGAGAGGAUUACUCUACCAUCAGCAGAAAUAACAAAACAGACAAAAAUGGGUGCCUUUUUCUGCUUUUUAUUUCCUUUUUCCAUAAUUUUCUUUGCAGAUUAUUCCUUAGAGACGGUAACACUUUUAACACUCUCAAUAUAUAACUGAGUUCCUCAAAAGGGCUCAGCCUCCAUCAUCGGGUUUCAUUUUGCCACCUUCCUUUCCCCACAAGACCCCCAGCAGCUGUUAAAAUACAAACAUUCAUGGAUUACUAGAAAUUAACCCCUGAAUAGAAUAGAAUAGAAUAGAAUAGUGAUUUAUUCGCCAAGUACCGGUACUUACAUACUUGGAAUUUGCUUUGGCUAAUUUUACAAUGUAAACAUACUUUAUACAAAAUAUCUGUUAAAUAUCUGUGUGAGGAUCGGAGUGUGCAAAACACUAUUUAAAGCAAAGAGGAGCCACUCCGACUGCGCCUGGAGCUUUUGCCUUCUGUCCCUGUAGUGACUUCAGAACAGGUUGAGGUGGUUGUUGGUGCCUCUGGCGCCGAGUGAAUUGCUCUAUUUGAUAAUGCUUGGCUUUGCUAUAAAAUGGAUUCUGGUCGUUUGCCAAUUUUUGACUCUCUGGAGCAGAAGAAUAUGUUCUCUUAUAUUCAGUAAAAGAUGAUGUUCUCUUCAGAAAUGUUCUGUAAAUUCUUCCAAAGAGUAGCCGAGACAUGUUUGAGAAUUGAGUCCGAAUCAUAGGUUCGUUUUGCCACUAUAAUCUCCUUCGUCAGUGCGUUCCUAGCUUGGUUGUACAAAUUUCUGUCUCCUUUCCUCGAACCCUCCUCUUUAGCAUAUCGGAGUUUCCAUGAGUUUCCUUGAUUAAUAAGGUGCAGAUCAUUCAUUUUAUUGUCAAGUGUGUGAAGAUUUGAGAGGUAUAUAGAUGGUGAAGCCGAUCUCAUUCCUCACCUUUGUAGCUUAAUCAAAGCGCUAGCAUUUUUACCCACCUCUGGAGGGAAAGCUCCUUGCUGUGUAGACCUCAGACCAGAAGAAAACACAAAUAAUGUCUGUGCGGCACCAACUUCAAGCUUCCUGUGCAAAUGCAGCCUCACCAUGUCCCCUGUUCCUCAGAGAUUAAUCUCGCUGGAUUCAGUGGGGCUUCUGAACAACUAAAUUUAUUUACAGCUGCUGCAUUAAUCUUCUAUAAAUGUUGGAUUCUGUAUAUCAGAGGCAGCCAACACAAUGUCCUCUGGAUGGUGUUGGGCUCCCAUUAGCCUCACCCAGCAAGGCCAACUAGUCAGAGAUGAUGGGAGUUAUAGUCCAGUGACUUUUGGAAGGAACCAGGUUGGCUCUGUCUGCCCUAUAUAAUUCCCACUGAGCUUUCCCUCUGAUCCCAAGCCCCACCCUGGUUAUGGGAUGCUCCCCCCAAAGAGGGCCUUUUCACUACCAGGUAGAUCUUUGUUUUCUCCGAGGCUUUUAAAGGCUAUCAUUGAAUGCUGUUUAAUUCUCAGAACUAUUUUGUUUUCACUUUUGCCAGUUUUUAGGGCUGCAUUUAUGGUUCAAGAUAUUAUGCUGAUUUUUAUGGUUUUUUGUGCCGAUACAGAUUUUAUGCUGAUUGCUUUUAAUAAAUUGCAUUUGUUUUUAAAUCUGUGAACUGACCAGAGCAUGUGGUUAAUUAGGAGGUAUAGGAAUGAAGUGAAAUAAAAAUAAAAAUGAAGUGAAAUAAAAGCUCCAAAACUCCCUCCCAGGCUGUCAAGGGGCUCCCUCGAUUGCUGCUGUUUUGCAGGAGUAUUCAGCAAGAUGUCAUUGACGCAAUAAUAGUGCAUUAUUGCUGGAUUUAUAUGGGACAAUCCACAUAUCAUUCUGCUUUAGGGGUUAUUCUGCAAUUCUUCCCCAAUGUUAAUGGUUCAUUGUCAUAUGAAGGGGCUCCCAUGUCUUUUCUGUGAAGCGGCCUAAGAUUUCUGGGUAUAGGGCGGUAUAUAAAUUCACUGUGCUCUGGUCCAUGGGGUCACGAAGAGUCAGACACGACAAAACGACUAAACAACAACAAUAAAUUCAAAUAAAUAAUAAUAAUGGAACAAAAGCACUCUGGACUGAUAAGAAAUGAAGCAAUUAUGAGUGCUGCACUGACAACCAGAUCCCCUCUUUCCCCGCUAGACCUCUGGGCCAGGAAGCCGAACUGUCCCCUUCAGUCAGGCACACGACCCAGAAAGGGAGCUAGAUUUGAGGAUGGCAGGAUGUGGGCAGCGGGGCUUGAAUGGAAAUACAGUAGUGUCAGUACUUAAUACCCUAACCUAACCUCUGGUUUGACAGUCAAAAUAAGAAAGCAGGUUAUGUACUGGUUGUAGGUGAAAGACCACAAUUGGAUCACAUCUCUCACUAUCCCUGACCACUGGGGGUGAUGGAGUUGGAGUCCAGGAACUCAAUCAUACACCCCAUACAGUACUCCAAAACACCGCUUGAGGCUGGGGCAAAAUGGGAGUUUUGGAAAGAAGGGCUUUAGGGCUCAUUUUUAAGUCAGACUUGCAGUUCCUCACAGGCUGCUACUCAUUUCUGAGGAGGAACAGAUGUCCCUUAGGACAAUGUUAGGAUGAGGGCAAAAUAGGCCCGCAGCCCUGGCAGUGGAUGGUCCAGUCCUGCGUGUGUGGAAUCAACAGGAACCAUGUGGUUAGGGCGUGUCAUUUAAGGACGGAAAUUUUUCUUUUUGCGAAUUUGCUCAAUGAGGGAUUCUAAAAAUAUGUUAUUGCACACGAGGAAUCCAAAUCUGCAAUUAUUUUUAUGAUUGUGAUUGAUGAUUAGCUUGGUAAAUUGAGAUUUGUUUGAAAUACACUUUAAAAAGGCCAAAAACUCGCACUUGGAAGCGAGGUUAAAGUUUUAAAUCAUUUUAUACAAGCGAAAAUAUAAAGAAAUUUUGUUUCCAGCUGUAACAACAUAUCAUUACUUUAUCUUAUAACAUCUUAUUAUAGUAAGAAAAAAAGAAUAACAUUAAUUAGAAUUAAUAACAAGUUUCAUCAAGUCCUGUUUUGAUUCAUUUAUUGACAAAAGCCGACGACGUGCUUCUUGGCCUCUGAUGUAGCCCUCCCAUUUUUUCUGUGUAUACACUUUUCCUGCAGCCUCCGUGACUUGUUCCACACAUCUUUCAAUCCCUUGACCAUGACAAGGCCAUUGAGGAACUUUAUUUCUGUCAAGGUCAUUUUGCGUGUUGCUCUGCAGUUCAUGUAAACUAAAUCAUUUACGUGUGUUCAUUAACACUGUAACUCUGAAAUCAAUAUAACAAAAUGAAAACUGACAAAGAAAUAGUUUAAAACUCAGAACUUUAACAGUGUGGAAGAACAAGAAAGCUUUUGCUUAUUACCCCAAAGUGAGCCUCCCUGAAAAGAGCUCCACAGGCAGGUCAAUGUUGCUCGUUCUUCCCUGCCAACCUCCGCAGCCUGCUUUGCUCCCCCUCCAAUGCCCCCCUCCCAGCCUUUUAGAGGAGGAAAACCAGGGGGAAAUCCCCCCCCCUGUUUUUGGCCUCUAAAAACCAGGUGCGUGUUAUGGUCUGAAAAAUACAGUACACAGCAGAGCUAAAGUUCUCAUGUCCAAUCAGUCACUUUCAGAUCCUGGGAGUGGUGUCCUUCGGGAACGCCUCCAACAAAGCAUCUUGGGAACUCCUAAUCUCCUCUCUUCCUUACGUUUCUGACCCCUGCGCUGUUUCGGAGAUGGGGCUACCACUUUCCCCUCCCCUCCUGAGCUACUGAGUCGCCGCUCCUGCUCUCUAGCGUCCAAGACCCCUUCCGCCACCAUACUGAGUGCUUGCCUGUCUCUACUGCAUGACGUUGCAGGACUUCCCUGAUGCUGCUCGGACCCCUCAACAUCUCAGAGCCCUUGCACCAUUCCGCUGGGCUAUCUGCUGGCUCCUGGUGGUCCCCUGACACGUGUGAUUGGCACAUGUGUGACCACUGACAUGCAUGCAGUUUUCAGCACUGAAAAGGGGAUGGAAUGGGGGCGGAGCAGACUUACACACAUCCCACUGAUGAACAUGGGGACGAAGAACGCAACUCCCACACAAACAGGGAGUUGCUUGUAUACAACCAUGAAAGGUGGCAGAGUCUAGAGGCAGCAUAGAGUGCAUUGUACCACUGCCGACUGUGGCAAGGAAAAAACAUUUUUCAGAAUGUUCCUCCAUGUUAAAAAGGCCCUGCACAUAAAAACCUAGUGCAUCAGGGAGCAAGCUGGGCUAGAACCAUUCUUCCUGAUGUGCUAGAUUUUUACUUGCCCAGGGGGUUCUCAUUUAAAAGAAUUAAAAAUGAAUCUGGAAAAUUAAAAAUUUUCUUCUUGCACCUUCAGUUUGAAAAGGUGCAGGCCAGUCUCUCACCACACCCAUCUAUGUGCAUAAGGCAGGCUAUGCACUCGGGACCACUAAUCACUGCUCCUGUGCUGCGUAUGUGGUUUAAAAAAAACACUUCCCAGAAAGCUCUCCCAUCCACGAAAAACGUUCAGCAAUUCGUCAACCCAUGUGGAAUCUAGACGCUUGCCACAGUUAUGAAACACUUCUGUGUUCUCUCUCUCUGUAUUGGUGGUGGCUUGUUUCCACUGGCAUUACUGAGGCGGAAGGUAGGGAGCCCAACAGUAGGUGGAACCAGAGAGCCAAUGACAGGCAGAUCCAACUGAUGCUAGUCCCCACCCCCCUCCGGCCGCCUUCCUUCCUGCUGAGCUCUACAAGAGACAUCCUAAGACUAUGGGAGAAGCCAACCAGCUGGCCACUCCCCAGAUUGGUGGCAAGUUGAGGGCAGGUGAGGUAGGCACUGGCUGAGGGUAAACCAAAGUUGGAUCACCUCUUCUGCCAACUCUUACACCAGGAGAACCUACACUGAAGUGUGCUUUGCCCGCACUCGGCACAGUGAUAGGGCUUCUCUUCCAUGUGGGUCCUCCAGUGCCUGAUGAGGUUGG
This is a messenger RNA of Zootoca vivipara (common lizard), 6221 nucleotides long. RefSeq names its product E3 ubiquitin-protein ligase TRIM7-like. The record is from RefSeq and is a predicted model, not a curated record. Gene Ontology annotation, molecular function: zinc ion binding; protein binding. Lineage: Eukaryota; Metazoa; Chordata; Lepidosauria; Squamata; Lacertidae.